Hemisphaericaspora subhashii is the source of this 2277-nucleotide messenger RNA. RefSeq lists its product as uncharacterized. The record is from RefSeq and is a predicted model, not a curated record. NCBI's taxonomy places the organism in Eukaryota, Fungi, Ascomycota, Pichiomycetes, Serinales, Debaryomycetaceae. The transcript has a single exon. The coding region runs from base 1 to 2277 and encodes 758 amino acids.
AUGACAGACUCAGUACGGCUUGAACCAUAUCUUUCGCAAACACGUUUAGCGUCAUCAACCGUAAACGAAAGCACCGAUUCAGUUAGCAUUCAUAGUCUCCAAUCAAUGAAAGAAGCUUUCCUAACACCACUGACAUCAGUAGCCAGAUCAAUCAUUGAUCCAUCCCCCAUAACACAACUGACAUCAGUAGCCAGAUCAAUCAUUGAUCCAUCCCCCAUAACACCACUGACAUCAGUAGCCAGAUCAAUCAUUGAUCCAUCCCCCAUAACACAACUACAACCACCUCCACCAACUGCAGAACCAUGCGAGGUGAGUCUACCUUCCCCCGACUCUUCCUUACGAUCUGCAUUGAUUCGCUUGGAGGUACAUACAGCUUCGUCAGAAUCUUCAUCUUUACCGGAAAUUUCAGCUGAUUCAAAUACAAAUGGAACACCUUCUUUAGAGACUUUAAGUUUAUUUGAACACAGUGAGGACGGUCAACCAAGAUAUCCUAAUACAUCGAGAAUGAGACUACCCAAGAAGAGAACCUCACAACAACAACAACAACAGCAGCCGCAACCACAAAGGCAACCCACCGCUCUGUACUAUACUCAACCCUUCCAGAGACUGGGCCCAGUACGUUCAUCGCAAGAUACAUAUAAUCAAGUUCCAAAACGUUUUUCUCAAUUUGUAAUCGAUCAAAAGAAUCCAUUCUUAGCAACCAGAUUAGACAAUCUAUCAUUCAUUUCACCUAGUGUAAGUAACGAAUAUCGAGUAAUCAAGAAACAUACUGCUGAUACAACUACUCGAGGUUUAGGUGACAAUCACAAGACAAGCUUAGGUCCAAUUGAUGACGCAAGCACUCGAUUACGUGAUAUUUCCGACUCAAUGGGAUCGCAAGCUACUAUAUUCUCAACAAGACAAACACCCGAUUCUGAAGUUAUAUCAUUAAUGAAAUCGAAAUCUAAACGGACAAGAAAACCAUUUUUAUUUAGAAGAACAAAGACUCAACGUACAAGUAAUGUGAAAUUAUAUCGGGUUGCAUCUGCUAAUUCAAGUUUAAUUCGAAGAAAUGCUAUCAAAUUCAAACAAGGUAGUUGGCUUUAUCGUUUGAAAUUAAGACUUAAGAAGAUGUUUCAAAAGAUGAAGUUUUAUAAUUUCAAAGUUUCAUCUAAAAGACACAAUAUCCUUAGAAGAAAGAGUAAGAAAGAAGAAUCCAAGGUGCCACAUAUCUCCAAUCCAAUUACCAAUCCAUUAUUAGGCAAGCAGCCAGUGUUUAAAGUGGUCAGCCUUGAUGACGCAAAGCCAUUCCAACCAGGUUCCAAACCUUCCGAUUUACAUAAUGAGAAAAUAGGCAAACAUCAACAUCUUUCCGAAUACAUUAACGAACAAGAGCAUUCAUAUUUCCAUACCUUGGUAAGUAAACGAGACCUGAUUAGAGUUCCACAAAGUGUAAACAAAUAUCCAGCUGUCAAUACAUCCAAGAUCAAUGAAAUGAGUGAUGAUGAUGAUGAUGAUGAUGAUGAUGAUGCACUUGAAAGUGAAGCACCCUUACCACCUCCACAUUUCGAUACUUCUUAUUUCGAAGAUCCGAAAUCGAAUUAUAACAAAUAUUCAGCUCAAGAAUUAUGGAAGAGUUAUUUGCUUCAAGUAUUAUGCAAACGAAUUCAAUUACGUCAAGAAAUAUCGACAUUCCAACAAUUCCUUGCAUCCAAAAGUGAUGAUUUAGCAAUAAUGUCUCCGGAAUCGACAGAUACCAAUAGACCACCCACUAUUUCUAGCAGUCUUUGUGAUACACCUAUGAGAUUACUCCGAGCACGGGAAUCAAUGAUUGGAGACAGCGGAUUGGGAAGUAGUUGCAUAAGAACAACAACCGAACGAUCCAAAGACGAUAAUGUUAGUUUAUCGUCAAUGUGCACCAUGUCUACAGAUUCUAGUAUUCCUUCUGAUCCAAAUGAUAAGGAAUUUGCAGCCAAGGUAUUACAAAGAAGAUCGAUGUUGGGAGAUAUGUUAGAAUAUCUAUCGGAUGACAAUAUGGAAGAAGAUGAAGAAGAGGAGAUAGGAGAGGACGGUAGUGUUUUUGUUGGAGGAGGAGGGGGAGUUGGUUCGUAUGCCUCGCGUACGAAUUCGAUUUUGUCUAGUAGUAUGCAAUCGGAUAUUCUAUCUAAGACAUAUGGAACAAUUAGUAGAAGUGGAACUACAAGACGGGUUCCAACCAUACGAAGGUCCUAUGGGAUUGCGCAUAGUUUGAGUCAAUUAUCUAUCAACGAAAUAUCAUCAAACGACAUUCAGUUAUGA